Messenger RNA from Aegilops tauschii subsp. strangulata, 1164 nucleotides. RefSeq names its product exosome complex component RRP41 homolog. Gene Ontology annotation, cellular component: cytoplasmic exosome (RNase complex); nuclear exosome (RNase complex); nucleolus. Lineage: Eukaryota; Viridiplantae; Streptophyta; Magnoliopsida; Poales; Poaceae. Gene Ontology annotation, biological process: nuclear mRNA surveillance; U4 snRNA 3'-end processing; poly(A)-dependent snoRNA 3'-end processing. Gene Ontology annotation, molecular function: RNA binding. The record is from RefSeq and is a predicted model, not a curated record.
UUUCUGGCCCAGUGCGGCGCUGGGGUCGUCGUAAGGAGCCGGUUCCCACUCACCUUAACCCGCACCAAAGCCCUCUCCCUCGCCCUCGCCGCCGCCGCCGCCGCAGCCUGCGCGGAGCUCGAAGCGGGAGUGGAGAGGGCAAAACAGAACCGCGAUGGAGUACGUCAACCCUCUCACCGGCUUCCGCGUCGACGGCCGCCGCCCCAACGAGAUGCGGCAGCUCAAGGGCGAGGUCGGCGUCGUCUCCAGGGCCGACGGCUCGGCGCUCUUCGAGAUGGGCAACACCAGGGUCAUCGCCGCGGUCUACGGACCUCGAGAGAUCCAAAACAGGAGUCAGCAACAAAAUCGUAAAGAGGCUUUGGUGCGUUGUGAGUAUAGAAUGGCAGAAUUUAGCACUGGGGAUCGAAGGAGAAAGCCAAAAGGUGACAGGCGAUCAACAGAAAUUUCUCUUGUUAUUCGACAAACAAUGGAGGCAAGCAUAUUAACACAUUUAAUGCCACACUCACAGAUUGACAUAUUUGUCCAAGUUCUUCAAGCUGAUGGUGGAACCAGGUCCGCAUGCAUCAAUGCUGCAACACUAGCACUUGCAGAUGCUGGGAUUCCAAUGCGAGACAUAGUCACAUCUUGCAGUGCUGGGUACCUGUGUUCUACUCCUUUGCUUGAUCUGAACUAUAUAGAAGACAGCGCUGGAGGCGCGGAUGUCACCGUUGGCAUUCUUGCAAAGAUGGACAAAGUGACUCUUCUGCAGAUGGACGCGAAACUACCAAUGGAUACAUUUGAGACUGUGAUGGACCUUGCAACUGAAGGGUGCAAAGCGAUCGCAACCUACAUCCGAGAGGUGCUAUUGGAGAACACGAAGCAGCUGGAGUGUCAGCGAGGCUAGUUAAACCUAGCCGGCGGAGGCCAUUAAACGAGAGCCUGUAGCACUUGAAGGCGGGUCUGUUGUGUAACGCUGAUUGAUGGCUUAUCUGCCUAGCAGAGCUAGCAUUGAGAGAAAAUUGACACUUAACCUGUCAAAGAUUGAUGGACCAUCAUAUUCCCUCCUAACGUAAAUGCUGUAGCGCACAGGAGAUGACAUCUUGAUUAUGUGAAACUUUGAUGUUGAACUUGGUAUCCAUGUUGUACUUCCGAAAAUGUUUUAAUAUGGUGCAAAUUUAACUUAAA